AUGGUGUCCCACGGCGAGCCUUCUGGCCGAAUCCUGUCUCCCCUGGCUUCAAACCUUUCCUCAAACGCCACUCUGACACAACUUCUCUCUCCGGUAACCGAUAGUGAUACCAACCAAGACGUCGAAAUGACCCAGGCGACGACUGAAGCCAACUCCACGGACGGAAAAACAGCUUGUGUCUGGGUUGAAUCUGUUGAGUCGGGAUGGCACCAGCUCAAAACCCUUUACAUCUUGACCUAUGACAACCGGCGUCACGACUCCAAGAAACUCAGCAAGGAAGAAAUACAAGGCUAUAUCAAAAAUAUGCGAGCCUACCUACUUCAUCUACUGCACGAAGUAGAGCCAAAGCCUGAAUUCAAAAAGCUUGGCCUCGAUAAGGCACUCGCUUUUUAUUUGCCCCCUGAGUUUCCGCCAACACUGGCAAGAGUGGCCCCCGACUUGUCGAUACUAGCUCGGCAAGUACUUGAGAAAUACGAGAGCGAAGAUUGGGGCAAGGACUUCACAACUCACCAAGGAGAAGAAAGUGAGGCAGAAGAUUUAGGCUCCGCCGUUGCUACGACCAGUACAACGGGUAGAAAUCUUUCUGGCUCCCGCCCUUCCACCAAGACAGUAACAGAAGACAUCCCACUUCCCCCCGUUUCCCAUCCGAUUUGGGGCCUCCAAGGCAUCAUGCAUGGCGUGGCACGCAAGACGACAAAGACAGGCCGUGUUGUUCCUGUUCUGGAUCCUCGCUACCUGAGCGAGAAAUGCAACGCCAAAGCUUUUGGUCACAACGGCCAUAAGCCUGGUGCUUGGUGGGCGUACAUGAUGGCUGCUCUCUUUCAUGGAGUCCACGGUUCGCCUCAACAUGGCAUCACCGGCCAUGCUAAGUUUGGAGCCUACUCUAUUGUUGUUUCAGCAAACUCAGUCUACCGUGACUUGAAUGAGGACAAGGGCACCGAGCUUUGGUACAGCGCGGACAAAAGUACUGAGAAUGCCAACCCUACAAGAAUCGAAACCAGUCCAGAGACAAGAAGUUUGGAGAUGUCAUUGGAGAAUGGCAAGCCGGUGCGGGUGUUGCGAAAGGCAGGAAACACUUCUGAUGCUAGGCACAGUCCCAUCUACCCCACAGUUGGCAUUCGAUAUGAUGGGCUAUACAAGGUCGUCGAUCAAGAAAUAGACACCAACAAACACGGAGGAGCAUUCAAAAAGUUCCAGCUUGUACGUCUUCCGGACUCGGACAAUGCCGGUGUCUCAUGGGAGGAGGUCCAGAGAUACCCAACCAGAGAACAGAUCCGGCAAUUCGACAAGAUCAAGGAUGGAUACUAG
Molecule: messenger RNA, 1308 nt
Organism: Sordaria macrospora k-hell
Lineage: Eukaryota; Fungi; Ascomycota; Sordariomycetes; Sordariales; Sordariaceae
Source: RefSeq, a predicted model, not a curated record